Messenger RNA from Cuscuta epithymum, 838 nucleotides. The record is from the annotation of a GenBank genome assembly. Lineage: Eukaryota; Viridiplantae; Streptophyta; Magnoliopsida; Solanales; Convolvulaceae.
GAAUCAUCAAAAUUUUACCACCGCAGGAGUUAUUGAUGGCAUUUUACACGCCUCUCUCAUUCUCUCUCUUACCCCCACCAAAGAUGUCCCCUGUUUUCUACUUCUCUGUUCUGGUGUAUUUACUCUCUCCGUUUUGCACCGCCCAAGAGGGCAGCGCCUCCGUUGGCGACGGAGGAGUGAGGGUGGAGCUCUGGUGCGUGGCCAAGAACAACGCCGAGGACGCUGCGAUUCAAUCAGCGAUUGACUGGGCCUGUGGGGCAGGCGGUGCAGACUGUGGGCCCAUUCAGCCCGGUGGGCCGUGCUACGACGCCUCCGACAUCCAGCGGACGGCGACUUAUGCCUUCAACAAUUACUUCAUUAAAAAUGACAUGACUAAUGACAGCUGUGAUUUCCAGAACACCGCUGCUCUUAUCUCCCUAAACCCUAGUUUUGGUAAUUGCAAGAUCCCAUCAAGCCUAAGCAAACCAAUAAGUAUAGUUGUAGGAACUACACAAGCAGAUGUUUACAGUAGCAGUUGUAUACAAGUUGGAAGAUGGAUGUGGGAUUCGGUCACAAUCAGUGUCUUGUUUGUACCUUUAUUUAUUUUUUGAGGAUGUUAAAGAUGGUGGCAAAAUGGCAUUUCCCAAGAUCAUCUGAAUACAUGUACUUCCCCUUUAGGUCUGCAAUCCUUUUUUUGUAUCUAGCAACUUUGUAGGACAGCCUGCAACAAUUGUUUGCUCUUCAAUCUGACCCUAUGGGUAAUUGUAAUUGUAGUUUCUAGCUUAGGAUGUUGAUCAAUCAUAGACUUUUAUCAACUCUUAGCUUGAAUCUUAGAGCCCGUUUGGUAGAACAAAAAUCG